AUGGGGGGGGACCGCAAGCGCCCUUCUGCUGUCUCCUUCCCCCCCCCCCUCCCCCCUUCCUUACACCCAGAGGGGCCUGGGGGCCCCUUGGGGGCCCCUGGGGGCCCCCCAGGGGGGCCCCCUGGGGGGCCCCAAGGGUAUACGGUGUUGGGUGAGGGGCCCCCCGCUUCAUCCGUUUGGCUGCAGGAGAAGAGACAGCGCAUCGAGCCUCACUUGACUCUACCCUCAGACCUGGGGGCCCCCGCUGCUGCUGCUGCUGCUGCUGCUGCUGCUGCAGCUGCUGCUGCUGCUGCAGGUGAUUCUGGUUCUGCUGCUGUUGCUGCUGAUUGUGUAGCGGAGAAGAAAGGACUCAGUGCAGCAAGUCCGUUCCUCGCAAGCCUAAAGCAGCGGCAGCAGCAGCGGCAGCAGCAGCAGCAGCUGCAGCAGGAGCAGCAGCAGCAGCAGCAGCUGCUGCAGGCGGAGGAGGAUGAGCAGCAAGACAGCAGCAAGGGCGGUAAGCAGCAGUUUGCUGCUGCUGCUGCACUGCUGCAGUCUCUGCCUAUAUGGAAGCGUCACCCUGAGUCAAUGCCUGCGCUGCUGCGAGCAGCAGCAGCAGCAGCAGCAGCAAGACAACAGCGUGGGGGGGGCCCCCAACAGAGAGACAGCAUGCUAGAGGGGCCCCCCUUCGCCUCAGCAACCAUACACUGGGAGGCAAGGAGACAGGCGGUGUGUGUUAAGGCUUAUAAGCAGGGACCCGCGGAUGGGGGCCCCCCAACAGCCCCGCAAGACCCAGCAGCAGCAGCAGCAGCAGCAGCAGCAGCAGCAGCAGCAGCUGGUGUGCCCGAGGAGACUGCUGUUUGCUGCUUAUGUCUACUUCUUACAGCUCCCCUUCGCACCAAGCUCUCAACACCGUCCCCUCAAGCAGAGCACAGAGGGGACAGGGGGGCCCCCGGGGGCCCCCCGUCUCGCUGCUACGCAGCAGCAGCAGCAGCAGCUGAUAGGGAUGUUGGCAGCAGACGGGCGAUGACCCACAGGGGAGGAGAUAAAGCAGCAGCAAGAGAGACAGGAGGAUCUGUACUUGCUGCAGAGGCACUUGCUGCUGCUGCAGUUGCUGCAGCAUCUCUUUCUGCUGCUGCUGCUGCUGCUGCCAACAGCAAUAACUACAACAACCAGCAGCAGCAGCAGCAAACUGCUGCUGCUGCUGCUGCUGCCGCAGGGACAGCGUCUGUGAUCCUCCUCUCCUGGUCCUUCUCGCUGCAGCAGCGGGGCUGUUCCCCGUGCGGGGCUGCUGCACCACGGCAGCAGCAGCAACAGCAGCAGCAGCAGCAACAGCAGCAGCAGCAAACAGAGGUGCAGGCUGCUGUUGCUGCUGCUGCUCAUGCGGAGCUGCCCCUUGAGCUGGGCGAGGCCCUCGGCUGUCUCCAACUGUCUCCUUUUGCUGCUGCGGGACAGAGGGUACUUAAGUGCAGCAGGCCCACACUCAAGGAGCUCGCCAUCGUCCUUCGGGAGCUCAGCAGACAGACAUCCCUCUCCUGCUGCUCCUCCCAGCAGCAGCAGCAGCAGCUGCUGCUGCUGCUAGACCCAGGCGAUUUUGCUGCUGCAUGCGCUGCUGCUGUUUCGCGGCUGUUGCUGCUGCUGCAGCAUGGCAAGGGUCUCUCCAUAAACCCGAAGGCCUGCGCAGCAGAGCAGCGGCGGCUGCUCGCUGCAUUUGCUGCUGAGGCGCCUUCACUGUCUCCUUCUGCUGCUCUGCAUGCAAGGAUUCAGCAGCAGCAGCAGUUUGCUGCUGCAUGCGCUGCUGCUGUUUCGCGGCUGUUGCUGCUGCUGCAGCAUAGCAAGGGCCCUUUCUUAAACCCGAAGGCCUGCGCAGCAGAGCAGCGGCGGCUGCUCGCUGCUUUUGCUGCUGAGGCGCCUUCACUGUCUCCUUCUGCUGCUCUGCAUGCAAGGAUUCAGCAGCAGCAGCAGCAGCAGCAGCAACAGCAGCAACAGCCAUCGCCCCCGUCUGCUGCAGCGCGAGGAGAGACAACUUCAGCACGCUUGCUGCAGGAGCAGGAGGCGACUCUACAGCUUCUGCUGCAGCAGCAGCAUCAGCAGUUUGCAGCUGCUGCAUUUGAGGUCCCGAUGCUGCAGCCGCGCCGCCAGCAGCAGCAGCAGCAGCAGCAGCAGCAGGGCCGGCUUACAUUGUCUGCUGCUGCAGCACCAACAGCAGACUCUGCUAGCUUCUUGCUGCGGCAUCUUCAUGCUGCAGUCGGAAGCAAAAUGCUGCUGCCCUCAGUACACCAGGCGAUCCUCAAAGCCAAGCUGUGGGGCCCCACCCCUGCAGCGGCAGCAGCAACAGCAGCAGCAGCAGCAGCAGCAGAAACGCCAGAGGACAUGCCGGCCGCUGGCGCUGCUGCUGCUACUUCUGCUGCUUGUGCUGCUGAGAGAAGCAGCAGCAGCAAAUACAGCUGCCGCGCCCAGGAAUCUACCAAUAGCUCAGAAAGGCAGCAGCAGCGUCAGCAGCAUCAGCAGCAUCAGCAGCAUCAGCAGCAUCAGCAGCAGCUGCUGCUGCAGCGUCCGUUUUUGCGGCGUCUCCUCGGCGAUGGAUGCCCAGGGUGUCUUCGCAGCAAUUGCUGCUGCAUCUCCUGCAGCAGCAGCAGCAACAGCAGCAGCAGCAGCAGGGCGAGUUGCCGAUGUGAUGCUGCAGGCAAGGAGACGUUGGGGGCCACUACAGACUCGACUCUCCUGCAGCAGCAGCUGCUGCAGCGGGGCCCCUUUGCUGCUGCUGCUCGUCGUCUGAGUUGGUUUGAGGCGAUGUGUCUGAUGCCGCAGCAGCUGCACUCUCUGCCUGUUGAACGUCCAGCAGCAGCACCCGCAACAGCAGCAGCAGCAGCAGCAGCAGCAGCUGAAGGAGCAGCAAGAGGUGGUAGCUGCCACCUGCUCGCCGUGCUGCUGCCCCCAGUGGGAGGCCCCCCCUUACAAAAGGAUAAACUGCAUCGGGUGUAUCUGCAGCAGGGUGUGUCUGCUGCUCAUCCUUCUGUCUCCGUUCUGCUGCAGCACAGCAGCAGCAAACUCCCUCACAGUCUCAACACCAUAACCCUCGCGCUGCAGCAACCUCCUGUUGCUGCUGCUGCUGCUGCUGCUGCUGUUGUUGCGGGGCUGCGCUGCUUCCUCGCCAACCAAACUACCCCGCUGGUAGUGGAGCUGCAGCUGCCCCCACCAAGCCCCCGGGACGUGCCUCUAUCUGCUGCUGCUGCUGCAGCAGGUGCUGCUGCAGCAGAUGCUGCUGAUGCAGGAGACGCUUCGUUUGCUGCUGCUGUGACAGCGGUUAGCGGUUGCUACCGCAGGUGUCUGCAGCUGGUCGAGGCUUCUGCUGCUGCAGUCUGCUGCAGGGAGGGGCCCCCCCGCUGCUCCUUGGGGGCCCCCAAGAAGGCUUUGGGGGCCCUCCUGCGUUAUCUAUUAGAAAGGAUGGAGUGCCCCCGCUGCGGCGAGCGCAGCAGCACGGGGCCCCCUUGCAGCAGCUGCUUUCUUGCCCUGAAAGAUGCUGCUGCUGCUGCUGUUGCUGCUUCGGAUGAAGGAGCAGCAGCGCCUGCAGCAGAUACAGCAGCAGCUGCUGCUCCUGCUGCUCGUGCUGCUGCUGCAGUGGCAGGUGAAAAGGAGCGAGAGCUGGUACCCCGCAUCCUCGCCUUUCUCUCUGCUGCUCUGCUGCAGUUUCUGAGACAACAAGAAGACACCGAAGACACCGAUUCAAUUGCUGCAGCAGAUGCAGCAGAUACAACUGCUGCUGCAGCAGAUGCAGCGACUGCUGCAGCAGAUGCAGCAGCUGCUUCAGGGGAUGCAGCAGCUGCUGCAGCAGAUGCGGGAGCUGCUGCAGCAGAUGCAGGAGCUGCUGCAGCAGAUGCAGCAACUGCUGCAGCAGAUGCAGGAGCUUCUGCAGCAGAUGCAGGAGCUGCUGCAGCAGAUGCAGCAGCAGCAACAGAUAUAGCAGCUGCUGAAGCAGAUGCAGCAGCAGCAGCAGCUGCUGCAGAUUCAGCAGAUGCAGUAGCGGGUGCACAUGAAGCAACGAAAGCAGCAGAUGCAGGACCUGCAUCAUCAACUACAAAAACAACAGCAGCAGCAGCAGCAGCAGCAGGAGAUGUUGCUGCUGCACCAGAUGUGGGUUUUUCUUGUGCUGGUUCGCAUGCAAGCUGCUGCAGCAGCUGCUGCUGCUUUGCUGCUGCUGAGAGCUCAGGGGGGCGGCUGAUGGAUGUGGUUGUCUCUGCCCCCUCCAUGGCCGCGGAGUGUCUCGCCUUUGGGGGCCUUCCUGUUGGUUGUGAUGACACACAGACGGCACCAGUGGCUCCAACGGCACACGAAGGGCUGGGAGCAGCAACAGCAACAGCAUCAACAACAGCAGCAACGGCAGCAGCAGUGGUGGCAGCAGCGCUCAAUCAGCAGCAGCAGACGGCUCAUCGCUAUACGCACCCUUCACCCCUCCAUCUGCAACUGCUGCUGCUGCUGCUGCUGCUGCUGCUGCUGGGCUUAUGCCUGCCUCUGUGCGGCCAUCACGGCCUUGUGUCUCCCCUGAGUUGUGGCGACCUUCUGCCGGCGGUGAGGCAGCAACAGCAGCAGCAGCAGCAACAGCCGCAGCAGCAGCAGCAGCAGCCGAAGGUGUGGGGACCCAAAGGAGACACGCUGUGCUGCAGCAGGACCAACGACCUUUUCGCGUGGAGUCUCCUUGAUGAGAAUGGGGUUUCUGCUGAGGUGUCUCUACAGCAUCGCCUUUCAAGGGCCAACAGCCGCCGAAGGGCCCCCACACGGGUAUCACCUGGGGACUCUCCCGGUGCGCAGCAGCAGCAGCAGCAGCAGCAGCGCGUAUCUCUAUCUCCCCCCGCAGCAGCAGGAGCAGCACCAGCAGCAGAAGCAGAACAAACGGAAAUUGCAGGCUGGGGCGUGUUUGCUGCAGAGCCAAUAAAGCGGGGAGAGUUUAUAGUGGAGUACGCGGGGAAUUGUGUCUCCGAGGCGAAGGCCAACUUCUUGACGGUGGGGUUGUGGUGUUUAUGGUUGGUGUGGUGUCUACGGGUGGUGGUGUUGUGUUGCGUUUUUGUUCGGCUGCAUAAUGAGAGUCAGUACGUGGAGAGUAUGGGGGGCAGCACUUAUUUCUUUCGCCUCAAAGACGGACUCAUCGUCGAUGCAACUGCAUGCGGCACUGCAACCCGAUUCAUCAACCACUCCUGUGCACCCAAUUGCUGCACUGUUGAUAUACUCGAUGAAGACGAAGAAGAUGGGGGCAGCCACGUGGGGUUGUUGGCGUUGCGAGACAUAAAAAUGGGGGAGGAGCUGUUGUAUAAUUACAGUCUGUCUGAAAGCUCGCUGCAGCAAGAGAUCUGCUGUUGUGGGGCGCCGAACUGUCGUGGGGUGAUGUAA
Messenger RNA from Eimeria mitis, 5361 nucleotides. RefSeq names its product Trithorax-like protein, related. The coding region runs from base 1 to 5361 and encodes 1786 amino acids. Gene Ontology annotation, biological process: regulation of DNA-templated transcription. The record is from RefSeq and is a predicted model, not a curated record. Gene Ontology annotation, molecular function: protein binding; histone H3K36 methyltransferase activity. The transcript is spliced from 15 exons. Gene Ontology annotation, cellular component: chromatin; nucleus. NCBI's taxonomy places the organism in Eukaryota, Apicomplexa, Conoidasida, Eucoccidiorida, Eimeriidae.